Aspergillus terreus NIH2624 is the source of this 852-nucleotide messenger RNA. RefSeq lists its product as uncharacterized. The coding region runs from base 1 to 852 and encodes 283 amino acids. NCBI's taxonomy places the organism in Eukaryota, Fungi, Ascomycota, Eurotiomycetes, Eurotiales, Aspergillaceae. The transcript has 4 exons. The record is from RefSeq and is a predicted model, not a curated record.
AUGCACACAACGCCAAUGGUGGAUUGGGAACCAGUUCGGGGGGCGCCAUCGCCGCUAACCCUCGAGAACCUUGACGCCCUCAACGAGCUGGGUAACACGAGCGUCUAUCUCACCUCCCACGAAGGGUCCAACGCGGAUCCUCGGCCGGGAUGGUUUCACGGAACUAGCCCUGACAGCUCAGGAGAGACGGUGGACACCGUUUCGUCGUGCAUGAUCCUUGUUGACCACGGUGAUGCGACCGACAAUUCGAGCGGGACGCUGGAUGCAUUUUAUUUCUACUUUUAUGCGUAUAACAAAGGAAACACCGUCUUAGACAUGGAAUUCGGUGAUCAUGUCGGGGAUUGGGAGCAUAACAUGAUUCGAUUCUGGGACGGUGUGCCGCAGGCCAUCUGGUACAGCCAGCAUGCUGGGGGCCAGGCCUUUACGUACGCGGCCACGGAGAAGAAGGGCAAGCGGCCGAUAGCAUAUUCAGCCAACGGGUCGCAUGCUGUCUAUUCGAUCUCUGGGUCUCACGACCACACCAUUCCGGGGCUGAACCUGCCGUUCGGGCUGAUUGUCGACUACACCGACCAAGGGGUGUUGUGGGAUCCCUUGCUCAGUGCUUAUGCAUACCAAUACGACGCUGGCCGUCAGACGUUCCAGCCCUACGACCCCAGCUAUCCGGUCAACUGGCUGGAUUUCAACGGGCAAUGGGGGGAUGAUGCCCUUCCGGAUGGCCCAAAGAAGUUUGGCGUGGCACAAUACGCGGGAGGGCCCAACGGACCCAAGUUUAAGAAGCUCGUCCGGACAGAGGUAUGUCCGAGCGAGCCGUGCAUUGUGCUGCCCUUCCGAAUUUGGAGUCAGGAAACGUAG